Eurypyga helias (sunbittern) is the source of this 1875-nucleotide messenger RNA. RefSeq names its product otoancorin (gene OTOA). Gene Ontology annotation, biological process: cell-matrix adhesion. Gene Ontology annotation, cellular component: cell surface. The transcript has 17 exons. NCBI's taxonomy places the organism in Eukaryota, Metazoa, Chordata, Aves, Eurypygiformes, Eurypygidae. Bases 1 to 1875 code for a protein of 624 amino acids. The record is from RefSeq and is a predicted model, not a curated record.
AUGUUCAGACUUUUGAAGAUAUGUUUCUUAUUGAUAUCAGUGCAUCAUGCUGAGAUUACACACAGCCAGAACUCUGAAGAUUUGCCUCCGUUGUUACACAAAGCUGUGGAGGAAGUAAUAACUGGGAAAUAUCUGAAUGCCCUCCUUGAUAUACUUCAUUUCCAGAGUUCUAAUGGCUGGACUGCAGAUAUUCUUACAAAAGUCAUGGCGUAUUUUCAUGCCAAGGAAGUUAUGUUUACUCUUAGCAGCCUACAGAUGUCAAUAAAAGGUUACCUGAAGAACCUUUUACGCCAGCCUAGGCAACUACUCUUUGAAUUUCAACAGCUUGAUCAGCAGCAGUUCCAAACUGCAAUGAAGUAUCUCUUCAACAGCAGAAAGAACCAUCUUGAAAUGGGAAAUAUUACCCUUGAUUGGGACAAGACCAGAGAGAGACUUUUUCAAAGCCCAGGAGUAAACAGGACCUUGUUCCUUGUAACGCUGGAUAAAUGCUUUCUGGCUCUGAGUGCUUUGGACUGUGUGGAUAUCCUAAGCCAGAUUUUGCGUGUGUCAGCGGUGAACUAUCUCCAACCUGAGGUCGUUGGGAACCUCCCGAAUGUCCUGCAGGAGGAUGCUUUCAGAAACUUAUCAACAGUAUUCAAGGACCUCUAUGACAAGACCUCUGCAAAUACACGGAGAGCUCUGUAUGGCUGGAUGAAGCAGAUUCUACAGAAGUCCUGUAACAUGAGUGAUUUCAAUGAAACAACUUCUUGGGUCAGUGCAGAAAACUUACGGAUUUUGGGAAGAUACAUGGUCCAUCUCCCAUUAGAAGAAAUUCUGAAAAUCGAUCUCAGUGAAAUAAGACUGUUCAUUAGCUAUGACAAUGCAACCAAGCAGCUGGACACCGUGUAUGAUAUCACACCGGAGCUUGCACGAGCUUUCCUGGAAAGAAUAAACUCAUCAGGGUUUGAUAUGAGAAACACUUCAACUAUCUACAGGCUGGGUUUAUUGGUUUGCUUUUAUGACGACAUGGAGCAGAUGGAUGCUGCUGUGGCCCGGGCUUUACUUCAUCAAAUGAUUAAAUGCAAUCAGUUGAGAGGUUUCCAGGCUGAGGUUCAGAAGCUCAAAUCUCAACUUCUGAACAUUGCCAUGCAAAACCAAACUUUGAACGAUAUCCUUGGAUCUUUGUCAGAUGCCGUGAUUGGACUCACUUCAAGUCAGCUGGAAUCCUUGUCACCUGAAGCGGUGCAUAAUGCUAUUGCAACAUUAAACCAAGUUUCUGGGUGGGCAAAAAGCCAAGUUAUGGUUUUAUCCAGUAAAUACCUCUCUUAUGAAAAGGUUUUAUCAUCUUAUAAUGUUAGUCAAAUGGGCGCAUUGGUAACUGGUAUUAGCACCCAGUCGUUCUACAGCAUGAACCCAAAGGAGCUUUCUCAGAUUAUUCGAGGCACAACAUCGCAAUACUUACCCGAUUUAUCACCUGCGCAACAGCAAGGGAUCCUCAGGAAGAUAGCUGCAUCUGGAGAUUUUUCUUCAUCAGUCAAAGAUAUACAAGGAGCUUUCUUUAAAGAAAUAGCUCUUUCUGAUUUAUGGAAGCAGACUGGAUAUAAUUCUUCAAUGAUGAAAGAAAAAGAACUAAGAAUAAGCCAGGCUUUGUAUCUGUAUGAAUUACUGUCUCAGAAAAACUAUCCUGUUGACCUUCUAAGGACAGGACAGCUUGUGAAAGGAGUAACUUGUCAACUCAUUGAAAGUAUGGGCACAGACAUUUUUUUAAACAACUUUAAAUUCUUUGAAAACAAUCUUCAUCUGCUUUCUCCGUAUCAGGUUAAUUGUUUGGCUUGGAAGUUUUGGAAAGUCUCCAAUAUAUCUAUUCCUCCCUUCCUCUUGUUGGUGCUCCCGUAA